Messenger RNA from Camarhynchus parvulus, 2953 nucleotides. It is a transcript of the gene CAAP1, whose product is annotated as caspase activity and apoptosis inhibitor 1. Bases 35 to 946 code for a protein of 303 amino acids. The transcript has 6 exons. NCBI's taxonomy places the organism in Eukaryota, Metazoa, Chordata, Aves, Passeriformes, Thraupidae. The record is from RefSeq and is a predicted model, not a curated record.
AGCGGCGCUGGCGCGGUGUCCGCGCGGCGCGGCCAUGCCGGGCAGGAAGUCUUCCAAGGAGAAGAAGCGGCGCCGCUCGCGUUCAUGCUGCCCGGAGGGAGCCCCGGGGCCGAACGGCAGCGACAGGAAGCGGCGGAGCACCGAGUCCAGCCACGGUGCCCUGGAGGAAACAAAAUGCAAUGUACUCUCUGGAGAAAAAGUGGAAGAAGCUGAACAACCCAGUGAUAUAGAAGAAGGAGGAUUAGAUCUCACUGUGUCACUCAAACCUGUCAGUUUCUACAUUGGGGACAAAAAGGAAAUGCUUCAACAGUGUUUCUGUGUCAUAGGGGAGAAGAAACUACAGAAGAUGCUGCCUGAUACUUUAAAGAACUGUUCCAUGGAUGAAAUCAAAAGACUUUGCAUGGAGCAGUUGGAGCUGUUAUCGGAAAAAAAACUGUUGAAGAUACUUGAAGGCAAGAUUGGAGCUGAUUCUGAUACUGACGAGGAGGCAGAUGGAGGAGACAAGACUGGAGGUGAUUCAGUCAGUCAACAGGACAACAGUAUAGACUCAACUUCUUCUCUGAGAGAAGACAGCAAGCUGGAAGGUCAGGAAUCAAAGCAAGGCAAGGGAGAAGAUAGUGAUGUCCUCAGCAUAAAUGCAGAUGCAUAUGAUAGUGACAUAGAAGGCCCAUGCAAUGAAGAGGAUGGUCCCGAUGUGCAAGAGAGCACUGUCAGAAGUGGAUCUGGCCAGAUAGAUGACCUUCAGAAGGACAUUGAGAAGAGUGUGAAUGAGAUUCUGGGAUUGGCAGAGUCCAGCCCGAAGGAGCCCAAAGCAGCAACCUUAGCUGUUCCUCCAUCAGAAGAUGUUCAGCCAUCAGCCCAACAGCUGGAGCUUCUGGAACUCGAGAUGAGGGCCAGAGCUAUUAAGGCUCUGAUGAAAGCUGGUGAUGUAAAGAAACAUGCAUGAGACUGUUCAGAUUUCAUUUUCACUAUUUGUUUCAAAGAAGGUGAUAUCUCUUCUCUUCAGUGCUGUGUUUGGGUUGGGUGUGACAUUCCUUAUUCAAACUGUAUUGUGUAUCCUGACCUGUGGUUCAUUGGUUUUGUUGCCUUUAGUGUGCUGCUUCCAUGACAUGCACAAACAGUGGUUGAUGCUUGUGGGAACUCAGCACAUCACUCCGGAUGUCCAGAGUCGCUGCAGACCCCCCCCAAGGGGUUCGGAGUUCCUGGCAUGGUGCCCGGAACACCUGGUGGCUUGAUUUUGAUCCUUCUAGUGAAUUGCCAACUUGGUAUGGGGAUUUGAAAAUCACACGAGUUUGAAUGGUGUAUUUACAGAGUGCACACAGGCUGAAAAUGUAGAUUUUAGGAUUUUUGGUAUAGGGGUUAUGGGGACAAGAUGGAGGGAUGAGGACAUGUCUUGUCCUUCUUCUUUCUUCUUCUUGUUCUCCAUUUUCUAGUGUGAUGUUGGCACUUGGGGAUUGGUUUAGAGUAGAAGUGCAUUGUUUAACAUAGGUGAUAGGUAUUGGGAAUUAAAGGUAAAUAUGAUGUACGUAGUUUGCAGUAUAAAAAAGACGACACCACCUCGGGGGCGGUCAGAGUGCUUGUGGCUGCCUUACUGAACAGAUCUCAGCUGGGCAGAGAGAAAACUUUGUAGAUAAGAGGUAAUAAACAACCCGAAGACCGAACAUCGAAGAGUCCUGUCUCAUUCUUAAGAGCGCGGUGCCACUUCAGGACCACCCGAUGUAUCUCGGAGCAGAGAUCAAAGCAGCCGACCCGAGAGAUGCUUCCCUGAGAUGAGAUGUCCUUGUGCUGCGUCACUUCCUCAGGGAGUCACACCACAUAUGGAGCUGUGCCAGUUACCUGGUGCCUUCCAGAAAGGUUGUUGUAGAAACAUAGAAUCAUUGAAUGGUUAGAGUAGGAAGAAAUUUGAGACUGCUUAAUUCUUCUUGGGGCCCAUCUCAUCAUAAUAUAGGUAUUCUAAUUACAAUGUGAUGCUUUCUGUAAAAGCAUACUCAGUUUUUAAAAUUUGAAUUCCUGAAGGGAAGGAUUUUUACCUUUCAAAUAAACAGUUGAACAUGUUAUUUUUAGAGUUAUGAAAGUGCCUGAAAGAGACAGAGCAGAGUUUAUUACACUGCCAUGUAGUUUUGUCACUUUUCUCCACUCUUAUCUUUUGUAUUAUAACUGAAGAAAACAGAGUUUCUUCCUAACUGGAAAGCUUUUCUUUUGAAUAUUUGGCAUAAUAUUUAACAAAUCAAACAGUUCAGAAGACCUUGAGCUUUUAACAUUCAAUUGAUGUGGUCAUUUCAUGUCCCCUGAAAGUAAGAAAAUCCACCUAAUUUCAGUAUGCUUUUUUAGAAAAGGCAUUUAAUUUAUUUGUGAGGUUUUAAAAUAUAAAUUCUAUUUUUAUCCAUUUCAAGGUAUUCCUUUAUAAAUAAAUUGAAUUUCAGAAUUAAUUUCGAUGCUAUAAUAUCUUACAACAAUUAUUUUAAUUUUUUUUUACAACUAAUGCUGGUUAAAAUAUUUGUGUGUUGGUUUACACAUGCAGACCUCAAUUUUUUUCUUUAAAGGUAUGAAGUUUACAAUUGUACUGUUUGUUAAGUAAAAUAAUGUAUUAUGUAUUUUUGUUCAUGAUUUUUCCUUGGUUGUUACUUAGAAAGCUGGUUACAUGCUUUGCAACAGUAGCAGACAUAAUUUCCCCUACUAUUGUGUAAUAUUACUGCAAACUUUAGUCUAUUCAGAUAUUAUGUCUUGAAUUCUUUCAAGGUUUAUAAUUUUCUUUUUAUUCUUCCAUUUUAUCCCUUUUCUUCCUUCUCCUUAUUCCCUUUCUUUUUUACCAGUUUCCUUUUAAACCCUUUUCUGUAGAAAGCUUCUUGUAUAUUUCUUAAGUAUGAUUGAUUUCCUCUACAACCAAAAUUAUUGUAAAAUGUUAGUGCAGUGUAAAUUUGAUAAUAAACUAAAACAUUCAUUAAAUACAGCU